GUUUCUCCGCUGUCGAGGAUCUGCGUUGCCCUCGGCGACUUCACCAUCCACGACGAGCCCGCCGUCUCUCUUCUGGACCCGCAGCCCAUGAUCCUUGCCAGCAUUGGGGGUGACCAGCACCAUCAGUCCUCUUGGAAGAGUCUCUUUUCAUCGAUGACCGAGGUCUCGAGUGGCGAGCCCACGCGGUUCGACGCCCAUGCCAUGAAGGAGACCAGGAUUGACCGUGUCUUUGUCAGUCUCCCUGCUCACGCUUACCCGAAUGUCUCGCGCACGUUGAAGGUAGACAAGGAUCCUGCUGUACUCAGUGAUCGUCGCCUCAGUGAUCAUGCGCUCUUGGAUCUAACGAUUGCGAUCGCUGCUCCCAAGACGAGCGACAUCCAGCCCAUCCCCGCUUUCAUCUUCCAGCUGCGGAAGCGCGUGUGCUCGCGUAUCAUUCCAUUUCACGGGCCAUAUGGAGGCAGGAUCUUCCCCUACUGGAUGAGCUCAAAUUUGCGGAGGCUCCGCGACGUGCCCAUCUACAACAUCUCCGUCUUCGCAAAGAGCAAGCGGUCGCUGCGGCACAGCGCGCUCAGCCGCAAG
Molecule: messenger RNA, 579 nt
Organism: Prorocentrum cordatum
Lineage: Eukaryota; Dinophyceae; Prorocentrales; Prorocentraceae
Source: the annotation of a GenBank genome assembly